UAUAGCGAACAAGCUCUUAAAUUCACUCCACCAUCUAAUAUGAAUACAGGUUAUCAACCGUUUCAUCAACAAGCUGCUUCUCCAGUGGGGUAUUAUGAUAUAUCAACUCUUCCAGGCCAAUUAAUGUCUGAUCCAAUGUUUAAUAUGGCUCGGCAGAUUGGCGGUCAAUUUGCGGAACAGCAAAAAGAAAAGCUUUCGAAAUAUCUUUCCGCAUUCAAAUUAAAAUAUUAUUUUGCUGUUGACAAUGCAUAUGUUGGCAAAAAACUGGCUAUCCUCACAUUUCCAUUUUUUCAUAAGCAGUGGAACGUAAUGCACGAUGAUGGUGGUCAACCCGUGCCAGCUCGAUUUGACGUUAAUGCACCUGAUCUAUAUAUACCAUUGAUGGCUUUUAUAACUUAUGUACUUAUUUCCGGUUUUGUGCUCGGAGUUCAAGGAAGAUUUACUCCUGAACAGCUUGGCAUUAUUACAACAAAUGCUCUUGUUUAUCUGCUAUUCGAAAAUGUCAUACUUUUUGUAACUAGAUAUAUUAUGAAUAUCUCUGAAGCGCUUACAGUUUGGCACACUUUGGCUUAUAGCAGCUAUAAAUUUGUGGGAAUGAAUAUAAGUCUUCUUGCUUCCUUUGUCGGUGGUAAAACUGCUUAUUAUUCUGCGUUAAUAUAUAUGUCACUGGCUGUCGUGUUUUUUCUGGUUAGUUUCUUUCAAGACGGUGGCCGCAAACGUAAACUGUAUUUGAUUAUUUAUAUUUCUUUUACGCAACCGUUGUUAAUGUGGUUGUUGACUCGUGGUGUUGCUACUGUCGAUAAUAGCAGUAUGAAUCUUGCCCAGAUGGCACUUAGUGGAAUGGGUCUUGGUCAAACUGGAAUAAAAAGUGGUCAUCCUCUGCUUCCCGAUGAUGAAAUCGAUUAUGAAGCUUUAUUGAAAAAAUUUACUCAUUUGAUUUAG
Messenger RNA from Dracunculus medinensis (Guinea worm), 942 nucleotides. NCBI's taxonomy places the organism in Eukaryota, Metazoa, Nematoda, Chromadorea, Rhabditida, Dracunculidae. The record is from the annotation of a GenBank genome assembly.